CUUUUUGUUUGUUUGGUAUAUUUCGUACAAAUCCUUGACCGCCACCUGUCAGUCAACACUGUCUAUAUUCACCUCAUCCUCCUUCCUUCACUGUCCCCUCUCUCUCCCUACUCUCUCUCCUCCCUCUCUCUCUUCCUCAAUCUCUCUCUCUCUCUCUCUCUCUCUCUCUCUCCCUCUCUCCCUCAAUCUCUCUCAUUCUUACAACAUGGAGAGGAAGCAGACUGUGAAACAAGAGGAGGCUCAGAAGCAGAAGAGUUUUGUAGUGGAUGAUCAAACUGAUAACAACAACAUCAGUAGCAGCAUCAGCAGCCCAUUAAUGUUAUCUGAUAUGUUAGGGUUUGGUGAUCAGAAGAGCUCAGUGGGCUUCAUGGAGCUCCUGGGCCUUCAAGAUUUUAACAACACUUGUAGCAACAGUUCCAUCUUUGAUUUAUUAACAGCAGAAGAGCUUGUAGUGGGCCGGAGCCCAGUUCAGAAUCAAACUCAACUCAAUCCUUAUCAAGAAUCAUCAGAGGUUUUGAACAAUCCCCCAACUCCCAACUCCUCUUCACUCUCUUCUGUUUCAAGUGGUGAAGAAAAGACUAAAGUUGUGGCUGAUGAACAAGAACAACAGCAGCAGCACAAAGUCACUAAACCACAGUUGAAAGGCAAGAAGAGUGGGAGUCAGAAGAAAAAGAAACAGACAGAGCCAAGAUUUGCAUUCAUGACAAAGAGUGAGGUUGAUCAUCUGGAAGAUGGCUACAGAUGGAGAAAGUACGGCCAAAAAGCUGUCAAAAACAGCCCUUUUCCUAGGAGUUACUAUAGGUGCACUAGUACCUCAUGUAAUGUGAAGAAAAGAGUGGAGCGUUCUUUCAAUGAUCCAAGCAUAGUUGUGACAACAUACGAAGGCCAGCAUACACAUCAGAGUCCGGUGAUGCCUCGGGGCAUUCAUGCUGGAGUUUCAUCGGUUUCUGGUAUCUCUCCCUUGAAUUUCCCGGCCAACAUUCAUAUGAACAACCUCAUGAUGCAACAGCAGCAGAACUCAAACAAUUUUGCAUUGCCUUCAAAUUGUAGCCAGAAUACAAUGAUGAAUAAUUAUCCUAACGGUUAUACAAUUGCAGACGGGGGAGGUCUCGGGUUCGGGCCCUCCUCAGCUAUGGCGUUCUUGAGAGACAAUGGCCUGCUUCAAGAUGUGGUGCCUUCCAUGAUAAGAACAGAAGAUCAGUAGAUGCAUAACAUCAAGUUUCAUAUAGUACGACUUAUAAGUUAUAAAUAUGUACUUAUUCAGUAAUUCUGUUUAGUGACUGACUAGAACUUGUAGCUUAAUCUGUAGAUGGUCCAUCAUAACUUAUGCAGUUUAUUUCUUUUGUUGAUCAGCAAGUAGCUUCUUGCAAUCUCUGAUGUUUCUCAGUCUGACAUGCUUCUUUGAUCCAAUGAAGAUUCUGGUUUCUUA
Messenger RNA from Daucus carota subsp. sativus, 1429 nucleotides. RefSeq names its product probable WRKY transcription factor 48. Gene Ontology annotation, molecular function: DNA-binding transcription factor activity; sequence-specific DNA binding. Bases 206 to 1204 code for a protein of 332 amino acids. NCBI's taxonomy places the organism in Eukaryota, Viridiplantae, Streptophyta, Magnoliopsida, Apiales, Apiaceae. The record is from RefSeq and is a predicted model, not a curated record. Gene Ontology annotation, biological process: regulation of DNA-templated transcription. The transcript has 3 exons.